AUGGCUAGAGAUCUCGAAAAGAGCAGAAGUAAGGUUGGUGCAGACCCCCAAUUACAGCUUGCCAGGCGCAGGAGGCGUAAGGUAGUCAAAUCAUGUACUUUCUGCCGUCAGAGAAAGCUAAAAUGCGAUCAACAAAAGCCCAUGUGCGGCCAGUGCGCUGCUCGCAAGCUGCCCGAAUGUGUAUACACAGACGGCUUCAACUUCCAACUCACGUCGGAUGAACUGUUUAGCGAUAAACCAAACGUGUCCCUCAUCCGUCGAAUACAAGAACUUGAGGAAGCUUUGGAAAAAUCAAGUUUGGAUGACCAAAGAAAUGGCUCCGGAAGCGCGAGCAGUGCCAACUGCUUAGAUAGUCAAGACGACAAGACAGCGCCCGGUGAGCCUGGGAGUAGCGAUACACACACCAGUACUACCAGCACAAACGGGUUUAGCAACCAUGGAAGCAUCAGCGGUCCUAGUACUGGUAGUAGCACCAGUGUCAACUACAUCGAACCAGCAGUGUCUGCAACAGGGAGCAAGGGCCCCAACAAGCUGGCUGAUUUCAGUGUUAUGCGGCUUAAGGACGGCCGCUUCACAUACUAUGGGCCUACAUCUAUCAGAGCUAUAAUAACCGCGUCAGGGGAUCGGUUCGUCGCCGAGUACGUAAAAGUUUGGAAUAAAGUCAAAGCUGAGCUGAAUGCUUCCAAAACUGUUCAUGGGCGACAACUUAUCGCGGAAUACAGCUCAUUGAUUUUUGCCAACACCGGCAGUUUGAUCGAAUCCGUCGUACCCGACUUGCCCCCAUACGAAACAAUAGAAAGUCGGCUCCACGAAUACUUCGAUGAUCCCUUACACACCUAUUUUCUUUUCCUGGACAAAGAAAAAGUGCUUAGAGACUUUUCGAAAUGUUUUAUGCCCGGUUAUGUUACAAAUAGCAACGAUAACGUUCCAAGGCGCCAAGUGGCCAUGCUCGUUAUACCUGACAAUAACAACUAUUUCACAAUUGGCGUGGUUCUUAUGAUACUGUGCCUCAAUCACUAUAAGACAGCCAUCCCAGCAUCCAUACAGCGCUUAUUUGUUUCGUUAGCAGGUUUUACGACGGCAAAAUCUAUGUUUGUGGAGAGAGCUCAAUUCUUACUGCUAAUAUACAUUUUUCGAGUUUACAAUGGGCUCAAUGGCAGCGGCAGUGCUCAUCUGGUAUCCCUGACGUCGCUGUUAUGUACCACAUCCAUGAACUUAGGGUUGCACAAGGAUAUCGACAAGCUCUAUGCAGGGCAGAGUCCGACUGUUGGACCGCUUCAAUGUCUUAAAAACUUGUGGUACUGGACACUGUUUGCCGACUUGAACGUAUCAUUUGACAUAGGCUCGCCAGUUUUCGUAACCUCGGAACAUUUUGAUGAUGCAAUGCUACCGACCGCAGAGCGUGGACGCAUCCCGCUCUUGCGGAAUUUCUUAUAUGUCAGCCGAAGGUGCCUACACCAACUGUAUGAUCGGUCCCAAUCUCCAUCAACACUACACUUUGUGGAGCAAUUGACCACCUUCAUCGAACGAGAGUUCCGACCAUUGAGCUGCUAUACUGACUUAAACCUUUUUUCCGAGAUAGACCUAUUUGAAAUUAUGAUUCUAUCACCUACACUGGCCAUGAUGACAAAUUUCUACGACUUGACGCGGCUCUCGGGAGCCGAGCUAAGUAUUCGAGUUAAAAAUGGGUUUAUCAAAUCAAUGCUUGUAGGGGCAUCGGUUGCGGUUAACACCAUUCUAAGGUGUUACGAGCUUGACGAACAACAUCCACCAACAGUCAAUUUUCAGCAGUCGAAGAUUUUGACGCCAUCUCUCAACUUAUGCGUACUACUGUUGAAUUCUCUUCCAGUCAGAACGUUGACCGAGACUUACGGGCUUAUGUUUCACAAACUAAUGUUGUUUGAAAAAGGAUUAAUCGUUUCACUUGACGCAGGAUCGUCAGACGGUCCUACUUUGGAUGAUUUGUCGGUGCCAGACAGCAUUUUUUUGUCAUUUCGUGGGAUUUUCUUGAAAUUCUGCUCAAUAUUCGACGAAUUGUGGAAACCAGAGAAGGCCAAGAUGACGCACAUGCUGUGGAAAUCGCACUACUUUGUCAUUAUUAUGGCCUUGGAAAGAGUAAAUCGUACUGUCUUCCAGAUGGGUCUGGAAUAUAGAACACAGGUUGAAGUUGACUACGAUUGGCCGAAACUUGGUAACGAUGAAGUGUCCGACGACGUUGUAAAAAUGCUGGCUGACCAAGUAUGGAAUACCUACAGCACUGGGAUAACGGAUCUGAUCGAAAUGGACGCGGGUGAUUUUUUGACCGAUUUUGACAUGUUUGCUGGAGAAUGA
Lachancea dasiensis is the source of this 2331-nucleotide messenger RNA. The record is from the annotation of a GenBank genome assembly. NCBI's taxonomy places the organism in Eukaryota, Fungi, Ascomycota, Saccharomycetes, Saccharomycetales, Saccharomycetaceae.